Colletotrichum costaricense is the source of this 3942-nucleotide messenger RNA. RefSeq lists its product as uncharacterized. Lineage: Eukaryota; Fungi; Ascomycota; Sordariomycetes; Glomerellales; Glomerellaceae. The transcript has 4 exons. Gene Ontology annotation, cellular component: cytoplasm. Bases 1 to 3942 code for a protein of 1313 amino acids. Gene Ontology annotation, molecular function: metal ion binding; protein binding. The record is from RefSeq and is a predicted model, not a curated record.
AUGGAUUCCUCAAAGCCCGCGCUCGAUCUGGAGAGGGAGUUGACGUGCUCUAUAUGCACCGAGCUCCUUUACCAGCCUCUGACUCUGCUCGAUUGUCUACACACGUAUUGCGGUGCCUGCUUGAAGGACUGGUUUUCUUUCCAAGCGCAGCAGGCCGAAAACUCACCGACCCCGCCCGCACCAGGGACAAACAUCUUCACCUGCCCGUCAUGUCGUGCGCAGGUUCGCGAUACGAGGCACAAUGCCACCGUCGCCACUCUCCUCGACAUGUUUGUGGCUGCGAACCCGGACAGGAGGAGAUCUGAAUCCGACGUGGCGGAAAUGGUGAAGAAGUACAAGCCAGGUGAUCAGGUGCUGCCAGAAGUUAAGAUUCCCGAGAGAACGCCGGAAGAGAGGCGCGCAGACGAGGAAGAAAGGAGGUUACUGGAAGAUGUGCGGGAGAUGAGCCUCAGAGACGCCGGAGUAGACUCUUCCUCGGGACAUCGACAUCGACGGCGUAGAGAGGACAGCAGCUCUGCCGAUGGACGAACCAGACGGAGCCGGGACCACAGUCGGGACAGCCGCCACAUUCACAGACAUGAGGGCAGUCGGAGACCGCGGGACGACGAAGGGAGGCCUACUGGGGACCAGCUGCAGCCGGAUUCGAGGUCGGGCGAGCAAAGGAGACAGCGAAGGAGUGAGUCGAGACAGCGUGCCCAGGAGUCAUCCGACAUGAGGCGUCGGCAAAUCGAGCACCAGUCGUCACUCAGAUCACUCAUAAGCUCGAGCGAUUUGAGCGAGCGCGACGUGCAGAAGGAAAUUGAGGAUUUUGCUAGACAAAUCCAGGAAGAGGGCUUGUUGGAUGGGCUCGAUCUGGACAACAUCGACCUGAGCCGGAACGAUGAGCUGAGUCGGAAGAUUACAGAAGCUUACAGACGACGGCAACGGGAGCGGGAGCGAGAACGAGAGCGCACCAGGGCCGAAGGAACGAGAAGAAGGGACACCAGUGGCCAGUCCAGGCACUCUCCAGAUCGUGUGCAGGAGAUCAGGUCAAGUGCAUCAGACACAAGCAGGCCCAGUAGCAGGCAACGACCGCACUCAAGGUCAACUAGUGCAACUGGGUUCCCCGACGAUCGCAGCCGGCCGCCACUCUCACAGAGCGCCCUGCAUCUUGAAGUUCGACCAGAGGAGAGGCGGCGACGGAGGCGAACCUCGAGCGGCGGCCGCAGCGCGACGACACCCCUCCCAGCAACGCAGUCCGAGACCCGCGUCGCCACUCGAUCGCAGACCGAUCUGUCGUCACGAACACAUUUUGGUGAAGCAGUCGCCCCGAGAACCGUCUUCACCGAGGCGAGAAGCUCGAGCACGCCAUCAGUACCUACCACGACGCAGUCGCCGACGACCACCACUUCGCCAGCACCGCGCGAGCUGACCUUUGCCAACCGCAUGACGAAUUCUUCUGCGUUGGUGUCUUCCAACUUUGCCGCGUCUCCGCCCAUAGAGCCGUUGUCGCCUCGGCUGCAGCGGCCAAACCGGCCGGCAGACUUGUCCAUCAUCAGCCAAGCAACUUCAGGCCCUGUCGGGCUAGGCUUGGGUUUGGGGAUAGGGAGUCCGACCACCCCCGGCCAUCAACGAACACGCUCGCAAUUGUACCCGGAGCCCUCGAUUACGUGUUCCCGCUGCGCAAAGCAGCAUAUCGAGUACGAGCUACACUACAACUGCGGCAUCUGCGCCAGCGGAAAUUGGAACAUCUGCAUCGACUGCUACAGGUCCGGCAAAGGCUGCUUGCACUGGUUUGGCUUCGGGUACGGAGCGUGGGCCAAGUGGGAAAAGGCUCGGCACACGGCACACGAGGACAUACCCAGACCUCACAUGCUGACGGCGAAUCGUUACCUCCAGCCAAAGAUCAUCCCGGGUGGAGCGGAAGGCAGGCGAACUCUCACGACCGACGAUCCGAUGAAGCGGUUGGAAAGCGGCAACUUCUGUGCUCGAUGCCAGGCCUGGGCGAACGAGUGCUUCUGGCGAUGCGACUUUUGCAACUUUGGCGACUGGGGGUUUUGCAAUAAUUGCGUGAACCAGGGACGAUCGUGCACACAUCCGCUUCUGCCUCUGACGUACCAGCCUCAGCCAUCACACACGCCACCUGCCAGUCCCAGGUCGCCUCAGCCGCCUCACGCGGCCGCUGUGCUGACGGGGCCUAACAUUCACAAUAUUGGCCCCUUUAAGCCCCUGACGUUUACGACGCGCUGUGACGUCUGCCAGGACCCUAUCUCUCCCAACCACAGCCGAUAUCACUGCUUCACUUGUACCAGCUCAAUCGAGCCGGACACGCAACCUGGCGACUACGAUGUAUGCACAAAUUGUUACGCCAAUCUUGAAGCGCGUGAUCAAAUCAGUCCCGAGAACGGGCACGCGGGCUGGCGCCGGUGUCUCAACGGCCAUCGCAUGAUCGUGAUCGGCUUCCGCGACGGGCCGGGUGGGCAGCUGCGGCACAUACUAUCCGACCUCGUAGGCGGCCGCAAUCUCCGCAUCACGCAGUCGGAUGGCACCGACGACCAGGCCCCGCAGAAGUGGUGGUGGCACGAGGGCGGGCAGACGAGGGAGCGCUUCGUCACCAGGGACGUUGCGGCGGACGCCCCGACAGGCGAGGGUCUCGCGCAGGGGUUCCCCGCGGACGGCGGCGUCGGGAUGAGGGCGACAGCGACGUGGGCGUGGUAUCCCAAGGCCGAGGACGAGCUGUUGUUCCCCAAGGGGGCCGAGAUCCGGGAGAUUGAGGACGUGAACGGGGACUGGUUCUUUGGGGUGUACAUGGGCGCGAAGGGACUGUUCCCAUCGCCAAAGCCCAACAUGAGCCGCAUCGCCGUCCGUCGCUUUGCGACGACGGCCGUCCGCGCCAUUGACCCGCCGACGGCUUACUCCCUCAACCUCUCCCGCGCGCAAGGCGUCGUCAAGGGCCUCACCGGCGCAAUCGGCAACACCCCUCUCAUCCGCCUCAACCGCCUCUCCGCCGAAACAGGCUGCGAAGUCCUCGGCAAGGCAGAAUUCAUGAACCCAGGCGGCUCCGUCAAGGAUCGCGCCGCCCUCUACGUCGUCAAAGACGCCGAGGAGCGCGGCCUCCUGAAGCCAGGCGGCACCGUCGUCGAGGGCACCGCGGGGAACACGGGCAUCGGCCUCGCCCACGUCUGCCGCUCCCGCGGCUACAAGCUCGUCAUCUACAUGCCAAACACCCAGUCCCAGGGCAAGAUCGACCUCCUGCGGCUGCUCGGCGCGGAAGUCUACCCCGUCCCCGCCGUGGCGUUCGAGAACCCGGAGAACUACAACCACCAGGCGCGCCGCCACGCCGAGAAGCUCGACAACGCCGUGUGGACGAACCAGUUCGACAACACGGCCAACCGCCGCGCGCACAUCGAGACCACCGGCCCCGAGAUCUGGGAGCAGACGGGGGGGAAGAUCGACGCCUUCACCUGCGCGACGGGCACCGCCGGAACCCUGGCCGGCACGACGCGCUACCUAAAAGACAUCUCCAACGGCCGCGUGAAAUCCUUCCUCGCCGACCCCCCCGGCAGCGUGCUGCACUCGUACGUCUCCUCGGGAGGGCAGCUCGUCGAGCGGAGCGGGUCCAGCAUCACCGAGGGCAUCGGCCAGGGCCGCAUCACGGACAACCUGCAGCCCGACAUUGGCCUCGUCGACGGGUCGCUGACGAUCGCCGACGAGAAGAGCAUCGAGAUGGUGUACCGCUGCCUCGACGAGGAAGGGCUGUACCUCGGCGCCAGCUCGGCGCUCAACGUCGUCGCCGCCAAGGAGGUGGCGGAGAAGCUCGGCAAGGGGAACACCGUUGUGACGAUCCUGUGCGAUGGCGCGUAUCGGUAUGCGGAGCGGCUGUUCUCGCGCAAGUGGCUUGAGGAGAAGAAGCUCUUGGGGGCGAUACCGAAGCAUUUGGAAAAGUACAUUGUUUUGCCUUAA